GCAAGCUUGGCAUAAGUAUAAAGGCAUGAUAUUUCAGAGCCCUUGUACUAUAUCUCAGGUCUCUGAUUUCUCCAUUCACUCAUCUCGACGUUCAAAACACAAGCUCGACAACCUCCAUGGCUUCUAACGCAAUUUGCACAAUCUCUAUGUCCGAGCCCACACAAUUCAUUUUACCUGAUUUUUUUAUAUCUCGCGCUUCUGCUCAAUGGCUUUGUAGCGAAGCCCAUCUAGUAGAACCCGAGACUGCCAAAUAUACUAUGAUCUUACGCCCAGGUUACCUCGCUUCAGCCUGUUACCCUGAUGCAGAUGCUUUCCGUCUCAAAGUCUGCACGGACUUCCUGGGCUGGUCGUUCAAAAUGGAUGACUGGCUCAAGAUCGAUAGGCUUGAUGUUAAUGAUGCAUGGGGAGUACGUGACUGCUGCAUGUCUGCGUUUCGCGAUCCUGUCAACUUCCAGACGGAACAAUAUAGUGGAAAGGUGUGCAAAUCAUUCUUCAGUCGCUUUAAGGAGGGUGGCGGCCCUGGUCGCACAGAGCGCCUCAUCCAUGGAAUGGACUUGUGGUUCAUCUCUGCGGCAAAGGAGAUGGACAACCGUGCCAAAGGGCAUGUCCAUAAUGUCGAUUCUUACAUCGAAUUGAGGCGCGACUCGAGCGGCUGCAUGGCUUGUUUUGCCUUUAUCGAAUUUUCCUGUCAAAUUGAUCUUCCCAACGAAGUAGUCUCGCAUCCGGUCAUCAUGGCUCUGGAGCAGGCUGCCAAUGACACUGUUUCUUGGUCAAAUGACAUCUUAUCCUAUAACAGAGAGCAAUCUCACCGUAGCACACAUAAUUUAGUUGCUGUGCUCAUGGUCGAUCAAGGCCUCGACCUGCAAGGCGCUAUUGACUACUGCGAUCGGCUAUGCAAUGUCUCCCUUCAACGCUUCAAAGACAACCGUGCUAUCAUUCCCUCAUGGGGAGAAGAAGUCGACAAGCAGGUGGCUAUCUACGUCCAAGGAUUGCAGGACUGGAUUGCCGGUUCGCUACAGUGGUCCUUUGAGUCCGCUCGCUAUUUCGGGAAGGAUAGACACAUUGUCAAGCGGGACAGAAUUGUCAAGCUACUUCCUAAAUGACCAUUGUGAAAUCGAAAUUCCACGGCUAUGAUGACAAGUCAAGCAGAGAGAGGAGAGAACAGGAGAGACGGUCAAGCAGGCAUAGAACACGUCGAAGCAGAGUAGAGAAGGCAGUACCAUGUAUGUACUUCAGGGACGUAGAGCGCGGCGCACUUGAAUUAAGAAACCUUGGCUAGCCAAGAUCAUUUGACAAAGGAAAUUAGGAAAGGUAUAGGUACAUUGCGGUAUGACCAACAUUCC
This is a messenger RNA of Suillus bovinus, 1343 nucleotides long. RefSeq names its product terpene synthase. Lineage: Eukaryota; Fungi; Basidiomycota; Agaricomycetes; Boletales; Suillaceae. The record is from RefSeq and is a predicted model, not a curated record. The transcript is spliced from 4 exons. The coding region runs from base 117 to 1103 and encodes 328 amino acids.